UUUUUCUUUUUGAUUUUUUUUUUUCAAAAAAAUAAACUCAACCACCACCUCCUCCACAACAACAACAACCACCGGUUUAAUUUCUCGCCGCUGCUUUUUGAAUUUCUCGCGAGCGACGAUUUAUGAUCGCCGGUGACGCCCCGGUGGCCGGUCAAUUCUCGGACUAUCGUUUUGACUAUGAAGAGCAAUCACAAUAACAUUAACAGCAACGGAAAUCAUAUUGCUAAUCACAAGAACGGGAAGUUGAUUCCGAAUUCGUUGAAGUUCAUUUCGUCUUGUAUUAAAACCGCUUCUUCAGGUGUCAGGUCAGCUGGCGCCUCUGUUGCCGCUUCUAUUUCUGGCGAUUCUCAUGAGACUAAAGACCAGGUACUGUGGUCUUCAUUUGACAGACUAGAGCUUAGUCCGUCUUCCUUCAAACGUGUUCUCUUACUUGGAUACUCCAAUGGUUUUCAAGUUCUUGACAUUGAAGAGGCCUCUAAUGUCAGUGAACUUGUUUCAAGGCAUGAUGAUCCAGUUACAUUUUUACAGAUGCAGCCUCUUCCUGCAAAGUCUGAGCAUCAUGAAGGAUAUAGAAAUUCUCAUCCUUUACUCCUAGUUGUAGCGUGUGAUGAAUCAAAGAGCAGCUCAGGUUUAUUACCUACUGUGAGAGAUGGGCUGGUAAGAGAUGGUUAUGAUGACCCUCAAACAGGAAACCUUGCCACCGCUCCAAGAGCUGUUCGAUUUUACUCACUAAGGUCUCACAACUAUGUGCAUGUUCUCAGAUUUCGGUCAACUGUCUAUAUGAUUAGAUGCAGUCCUCGAAUAGUGGCUGUGGGUCUUGCCUCUCAAAUAUACUGUUUUGACUCUCUCACUCUUGAAAACAAGUUUAGUGUCCUCACUUAUCCUGUCCCUCAGUUGGGAGGCCAAGGAGUGCUUGGGGUUAAUAUUGGAUAUGGUCCAAUGGCUGUGGGUCCCCGAUGGUUAGCUUAUGCCUCCAACAACCCAUUGCUCCCAACUACAGGCCGCUUGAGCCCACAAAGUCUUACUCCUCCAGGUGUGAGUCCAUCAACUUCACCCAGCAAUGGAAAUCUGGUGGCUCGGUAUGCUAUGGAAUCUAGUAAGCAGUUAGCUGUAGGGUUGAUAAAUCUGGGUGACAUGGGCUAUAAGACUUUGUCUAGAUACUAUCAAGAUAUUGUCCCUGAUGGUUCUAGUCCUCCUUUAUCUUCCAAUUCAAGCUGGAAAGUUUCACGUGGUGCAUCACAUUCGGCAGAAUCUGAUGUUGCUGGGAUGGUUGUUGUGAAAGAUUUUGUGUCCAGAGCUGUCAUAUCACAGUUCCGGGCUCAUACAAGUCCAAUUUCUGCUCUAUGUUUUGAUCCAAGUGGGACUUUAUUGGUGACUGCAUCAAUACAUGGAAAUAAUAUAAAUGUUUUCCGGAUCAUGCCAUCCUGCUCAAAACAUCGAACAUCCUCUGCCUCUCAAAACUAUGAUUGGAGUUCUUCUCAUGUGCACCUUUACAAGCUCCACCGUGGCAUGACAUCAGCUGUGAUACAAGACAUUUGUUUUAGUAAUUAUAGCCAGUGGAUUGCCAUUGUUACAUCCAGGGGAACUUGUCACAUUUUUGCUCUUGCCCCUUUUGGCGGUGAGACUGUGCUUCAAAUACAGAAUUCUAAUGUAGAUGGGCCUUCUCUCACGCCAGUCCUUUCUCUACCAUGGUGGUCUGGUCCAUCUUUCAUGACAAAUCAACACUCUUUUCCUUUACCACUACCAGCACCUGUUACACUCUCUGUGGUUAGCAGAAUAAAAAAUAAUAAUUCAGGCUGGCUUAACACAGUUAGCAAUGCUGCAUCUUCUGCAGCAGGAAGGGCCUCCAUUCCAUCUGGUGCAGUAGCUGGUGUCUUUCAUAGUUCUGUGCCUCAGGAUUUGCAACCUGCUCACUUAAAAGUCAAUGCUUUGGAGCACCUAUUGGUUUACACUCCUUCUGGUAAUGUUGUUCAGUAUAAGUUACUAUCAUCUACUGGAGGAGAGACAAGUGAAACCUCUCUGAGAACAGGACAUAGUUAUUCUGCACAGAUACAAGAUGAGGAAUUAGGAGUAAAAGUUGAACCUGUUCAAGGGUGGGAUGUCUGUCGAAGAACAGAUUGGCCUGAAAGAGAGGAGUGCAUUUCUGGAAUUACUGUUGGUCAGAAAGAAGUUUCAGGGAUGAUCAUGGAUACUUCUGAUUGUGAAGAUAAUGAUACUGGGCAUAAGGAGUAUGUAAAACUCCAUGACCAAUCUCACUUACAUAUCUCCAAUGCAGAGGUGCAGAUGAGCUCCGGACGGAUACUUAUCUGGCAAAAUUCUAAGAUACAUUUCUAUACAAUGAAUCCUUUGGAGAAUGAUGAGCAAAAUUCCACUAAAGAACAAACUGGUGGAGAGAUAGAAGUUGAGAAAAUUCCUGUUCAUUAUGUUGAGAUUAGGCGGAAGGAUUUAUUGCCUGUUUUCGACAAUUUUCACAGGAUUCAAUCUGACUGGAAUGAGAGGGGCAUUAUUGGAGGAAGAUCUACAGUUUCAUCUUCUAAGUCUUUUGAAGCCAAAGAGAAGUAUUUUGAAGAAACUGAUAUUUCAGAAUCAAAGUCAGCGUCACCUCGCUCAGUUGAAAACUCAGAUGGUGGGUCAUCAAAGAUUACUUAUCCAUCUGUAAACGGGAAUGAAAAUUUUGGUACAGGAAGAGGCAGGUUUGAUUUGGCAUCACCUACACUGAAUCAAAUCUUGUUCAACAAAGAAAAUGCUUCAGUUUUGUUGAAACAAUCUGCAGUCAAUGGUUCUCCUAUAGAGGAUAGCAAGUUUUCAAAUAUUGUAUCAUCUUUAACAAGUGGCUCACGUUCUGCUGGAGGAGCCAUAGCAAAAGAAGUUCAGUCAUCAACCAGUAAUGGGCCUGGUGAAAUUGUAAACAUAAGUUCUAAUCAUUUUGAAUUGAGUACAAACACUACAGAUGACAGCCCAGUAAAAGACUCACUGGAUUUUGAACAUUUUUUUCAAGAACCCUGUAAAGCCUCAGCCUCAUGUGAAUCUCGUGAAUCAGCUGGAGUUGUCACUGAUGUUGACAGCAGCAACAGUCCUUGUGAUAAAGAGAAAUCUGAAGAAGAUUGUGACAAUGAUAAAUCUGAGGAUGAUUGUGAUAAUGAUGACAUGCUUGGAGGUGUUUUUGCCUUCUCAGAAGAAGGUUGAUUUAUACCCUUCCUUGCGUUAUCUAUGAUUGAAAUAAUUGUGGAAAGGUUGGUCAAAGGUCAGCCUUAUGGAGGGUGAGAUACUAAUUGAUAUAAGUUCGAGUUAUUGCCUUCAACAAUGGAUCUGCUACUGACUGAUUGAUACAAGAUGGAUGCCUGGUUUUCACCUUCUAAUUCUAUUGUAAAUUAUGUACAUUCAUAUUCUUAUUACAAUUGGAUUGUGUGGACAGGUGUUUUCUGUUCUGUGUAACAUUAAUCAUUCUUCAAAAAAAAAACAAAGAAAUAAAACGAAAAUGCAAGAUGUCUUCAUCUUGUUAUUGUACAAAUUACAUUCUUUUGUCAUAUGAGGUUUCUGUAAGAUACAUGGAACUACAAAUUCUGAACCUCUUUUUGUGGCAUACUAUUAAUUUCGCACCUCUUUUUGAAGCAG
Molecule: messenger RNA, 3615 nt
Organism: Pistacia vera
Lineage: Eukaryota; Viridiplantae; Streptophyta; Magnoliopsida; Sapindales; Anacardiaceae
Product: autophagy-related protein 18h
Exons: 9
Coding region: 178-3186 (1002 amino acids)
Biological process (GO): autophagy; response to starvation
Cellular component (GO): cytoplasm
Molecular function (GO): protein binding
Source: RefSeq, a predicted model, not a curated record